Aspergillus heteromorphus CBS 117.55 is the source of this 16827-nucleotide messenger RNA. Its product is annotated as acetyl-CoA synthetase-like protein. The coding region runs from base 1 to 16827 and encodes 5608 amino acids. Gene Ontology annotation, biological process: secondary metabolite biosynthetic process; amino acid activation for nonribosomal peptide biosynthetic process. The record is from RefSeq and is a predicted model, not a curated record. The transcript has 3 exons. Gene Ontology annotation, molecular function: phosphopantetheine binding; catalytic activity. Lineage: Eukaryota; Fungi; Ascomycota; Eurotiomycetes; Eurotiales; Aspergillaceae. Gene Ontology annotation, cellular component: cytoplasm.
AUGGAUUCUCAGUCCCGCAAUACCCCCGCCAUAACCGUGCACGCCUGUGGCAUCUUGCCCUCCUGCAACCAAGUCGUGGCCGCUUGGAGCGUUUUCUGCCUGACAUUUACCGGCCAGUUGGAGCUGUCGCACGCCUACAAGGUGUUCGCAGCUCGCCCAUGUGGUGGUGCAGCACGAGCAUCCAAAUCUGGAAAGCUCAUCACCUGUCGGACUCAGGUGGUGGGAGAAACCAACGUGACAGAUGAUAAUAUUGCCGAUGAAGAUGAAGAAAUUGCGGGCGUUGUGCUAGAAACAGCGCAACCGAGCGGGUCACUCUUUGCCCAUCUUUUGAAGGAGAUCAGCCCGCGGUCAAGUUCUCUAACCCUCCUUGUGACGCAUAGUCAACGUCUCUUUUCUUUUGCCGAGUCGGAGGCGCCACAACCACAUUUUGUCUGUCGGGUUGAGGGGGAUGCCUGCACAUUGGAGACGCACUUGCCGGACACCGCCAGCGCUGGGGCAGCAGCACAAUUCCACGACCUUGCCUGUAGGUUUUGCUCUGUGAUUCAGCAGACGGUGGCCCACUGGCAAUCUACAAAGAAAAUACAAGAUAUUGACAUUCUUUCCGAUAACGACACGGCUCAAAUCCUGCGAUGGAACACAGAGUCAUAUGCAUCCGCGAGUGAGCCAGCGACUGCAACACUGCUCGAGAAGAUUCAGACAACUGCUCGCUCGGCAGGUAAUAGAUUGGCCCUGUACUCUGCCAGAUGCAGUCUUUCGUAUGCCGACCUUGACAACAUGUCAGGUCGUCUGGCGGCAGGGCUUCUCCAGUACUCCGGGGGAUUGGGUACCUUCCUGCCUAUCGUGUGUCGUAAGUCGGCGUUGGCCGUCGUGGCCAUGCUGGCGGCGUGGAAGUCAGGGGCAGCCUUUGUCCUGAUCAGCCCAGAUAUACCGAUGGAGCGCCGCGAGUCUAUACUAACACAGCUCCAGAGUGAGCUGUCACUGCUUGUGGACGAUGAAACGGUUCGAAUUGUCAAUGCCCGAGCCUCUAUAGCUCGUCAGCCCCAUCUUUUGUUUUCCUCCUUAGAUUCGUCUCCCAGCAGGUUAGUCGACACCAGUUUGUUGCCAGGCUGUGGCCUUUCUGAUCCUGCCUAUGUCAUUUUCACGUCUGGUACAACGGGAGCCCCCAAGGGCGUGGUCAUUGAGCAUCUCAGCAUCAGCAAAAGCAUGGCCAGUCUCGCGGACGCCGGUGGGCUAACCAGGGGCACGCGUAUGUUGCAGUAUGCAUCAUACACAUUCGACGCAUGUAUUCUGGAAAUAUUCUGCACCCUGACUGUGGGUGGAGCGGUCUUUAUUCCCACAGAUGGAGAGCGGAACAACCAGCUCCUACCGUUUAUUCGGGAGAAUGCCCUCAACACCAUGCUGUUAACACCGAGUGUACUGCAAAUGCUAAAUCCGGAUGAUUACUCGACCAUGAAAACAGUUAUCGCCGGUGGCGAGAAGAUGUCCGCCCCGGUCAUCGAAAAGUGGUCGUCUCGGGUGAGACUGAUGAACGCGUAUGGACCGACGGAAACGGCGGUCCUAUGUACACUACUAGAUCGGGUCACAACUCUCACCCCUCCGGAAAAGCUUGGCUGGGCUCUCGGCGCUUCGCUGUGGAUUGUAGAUGUCGAGGAUCCGAACCGUUUGGUACCGAUCGGAGCUGUGGGAGAGCUUGUCGUCUGUGGCAUGACCCUGGCACGGGGAUACCUUCACGAUCAGAAGCGCACCGCAGCAGCUUUCCUGGAGGAUCCGGCCUGGUUGCCGCGCUUGGGUCCCGACAGCAAGGCGCCACGACGUGCGUACCGCACGGGCGAUCUGGUUCGAUACGACGCCGAUGGGGCGCUACAUAUUGUUGGUCGCAAGGACCAGCAGGUCAAGCUACGUGGGCAGCGAAUCGAACUGGCCGAGAUUGAGCUUGCCGUGCGUAGACUCCUUCCACAUCAUACCGAGUUGGCCGUUGAGGUUGCACGCCCUGGAGGCUUCGGCAGCGCUUCACAACUCGUGUUGUUCAUUGUGAUCGUGCUCGAAGAUGACUAUGGCGUCCUUGCCACCCCUGUUGUCCUUACAUCGGAGACAGCUGUUCAUCAACUUCGUCUACUCACAAAGGAACUGGCGCCACAGCUUGGAGACUUAUUACCCGACUACAUGAUCCCAUCAGUAUAUAUUCCGAUUUCAGGACUCCCAUUGACCAGAUCUGCGAAGCUGGACCGCAGGACCUUGCAGUCAUGGGUGGAGACCUUGUCGGUUGCUGACCUCUCGCGACUUGCUUCCAGCUCAGUAGCGGAAGAGCCUGGACCGAUGGGCGAGAUAGAAAUAGGGCUACAGAAUCUGUGGAGUCAGGUUCUCGGCACGUCUCCGGAACACAUCCCUCGGAAUGCCCACUUUUUCCGUCUAGGGGGCGAUUCCAUCAAGGCGAUGCAGCUUGUUACAAUGGGGAGGCGGGCUGGAAUUGCCACGACAGUUGAGUCCAUAUUCAAAUAUCCCGUGCUUUGGAAGCUGGCCACUCAUGUUGAUCCCGCGGCCGACAAUGGAGAGGAUCAACUCUCUGACCCGGUAUCGUUUAGUCUCCUGGAGACAUCUGAGAGCCUCUCCCACAUGGGAAUGAACAUUGAACAACUGAAGGCAGACACCUCUGCGCAGUGUAACAUCUCUGUUGAAUCAAUCGAAGAUAUUUAUCCAUGCACGCCUCUCCAGGAGGGCAUGAUGGCUUUAUCGCUAAGGAAUCCCGAGGCAUAUAUUGCGCAUUUCACUUUUGAAACCCCAACUGUUGACAUUGAGUGGCUGCGACAGGCAUGGAAAGAAGUCGUCCGAAGAACGAGCAUUCUCCGCACCAGGUUUAUCAGUGGUCCAUCUGGAGGCUUUCUCCAAGUGGUUCUUCGGGAUGAACCGGACGCAGUAACGGUUCUCGACCAUCUCGAUCUGGGCAAGACCAGCCAGAGCUUUCAUAUCGUGCUCGGCACCCGGGCCAAUUCAGUUCACCUAUGCCCUAUCAACAACGGCAGUGGUGCUAAAGUCAUUUGGUCCUCUCAUCAUGCCACCUAUGAUGCGGUCUCGGUGCGGCAUAUAAUCAGCGACGUAGAGGCCCUCUACUAUCGGCAGAGCCCAUCCCCUUUAAGAAAUUUUGCAGCCUUCAUUCGGGAUACUCGGAUGACCAACGAGGCGGAGACCCGUCAAUUCUGGAUCAAUCAGCUUGAGGGUGCUGAGACCUGCUCAUUUCCGGCACAGCCAAUGUCUCACCCUGUAAGGGCUACCGCGACACAGUCCCGACAAAUCACUUUCACACCUCGUGCCGACUGCGACGUGACCACUGCAAAUCUAGCGCGUGCAGCAUGGGCGCUGGUAUUGUCGCAAUAUACUGGCCUUGAGAGCGUUGUUUUUGGUGUGACGACGAGUGGCCGGAGCCUUCCAAUGAGGGAUAUUGACCUGGUACGCGGCCCAACCAUCGCCACGGUCCCUGUACGUGUGGCGGUGCCUCGCGAAGCUAUCCUCGAGGACUUCUUGUCUAGGACCCAAAAGCAAGCCGUAUCCAUGAUUCCUUUCGAGCAUUUUGGCCUACAGAACAUCCGCGAGCUGAGUCCCGGUGCGCGCUUGGCUUGCGAUAUACGGUCAUUGCUCCUGCUUCAAUUCCCAGAGGACAGCGAACCUGGCCGCGGCCACGGCACGUUGAUGCAUAGUACAUCGUCCCAGAUGGAAGACGUCUUGACCUAUCCUCUGAACAUCGAGUGCGUCUUCCACGAAAGCCUCAUUAGCGUCACCGCAAAAUUCGACCCGGAUUUGAUGUCGGAUUCUGAAGUGGAGCGGGCCUUAGCGAGCUUCGAUGCUGCCCUUCAAUCUGUCACGCAGCAACGCGAUUCCGUGCUGCUUGAUGACCUGAAACAAAUCAGCAGCAUGGACCUCGAACAAAUCUUGGAAUGGAACAAGAAUGAGCCUGCUGCGGCGACAGUACCGAUUCAUGAAAUUAUCAAAGACCAAGCACGGAGGCAGCCAUCGGCGCCGGCUGUUUCGGCGUGGGAUGGCGACUUGUCGUAUGGCCAAUUAAUGAUCUUCGCUAUAUUGCUGACGCAAAUGUUACAAAAAUACAACAUUGGCAAAGGGGACAUUGUCCCAAUUUGCUUUGAGAAGUCAGUAUGGACGCAGGUUGCUAUUCUAGCCGUGCUCAUGACCGGGGCCACGUUUGUCCUUCUUGAUCCCAAGCAACCUUCCGCCCGGUUGGCCGUCAUUGUUGCGGAUUCGGGCGCGCAGCUUAUUCUCUGCCGCCCAGAGACAAGGAAUGCUGUUGCCGAUAACCAGGCCCGAGCAUUCGUAGUCAGCCCGGACAUGUUUUCCUCCCAUGGCGGAGAGAGCGAGGAAACUUGGUUCAAAUCCCUUGAGCUCUUGAAGCCAUCGGGCGUACUGGCUGAAGACCCAGCUUACAUCGUCUUCACUUCCGGUAGCACUGGAAAACCAAAAGGUAUUGUCGUCGACCAUGUCGCUCUGAGCUCCAGUGCCAUGGCCCAUGGCAGGGCUAUCAAGAUUGAUUCCAAUGCGCGUGUGCUCCAGUUCGCUGCAUAUACCUUCGACGUCAGCAUUGGCGAUAUCUUGGUGACCUUGGCCCUUGGAGGCUGUGUAUGCGUGCCGUCUGAGAUGCAGCGCUUGGAUGAUCUAAGUGGAGGUAUCCGAGAACUGCGCGUGAACCAUGCCUGCAUUACGAGUACCGUGGCAAUGCACCUUGAUCCGCAAACCGUCCCAUCUCUGCGUCGUCUGGUUAUUGGUGGCGAGCCUAUGAACGAAGCCUUAAUUGACCGGUGGGCCACCAAGCUUGACCUGAUCAAUAUCUACGGCCCGGCGGAGUGCACCGUGUGGUGUAUGGGGAAACUGGGUCUUACGCCUGGGGAUUCGGCAAGUGAUAUCGGCCACGGCCUGGGUGCCCUGACCUGGAUCACUGGGAUUGACCACCCUGACAAGCUCGCCCCCAUUGGCGCUAUCGGAGAGCUUGUGCUCGAAGGACCCACGCUGGCACGAGGCUAUUUCAAAGACCCUGUCAAGACUGGGGAUUCAUUCAUCAUCAACCCAGCAUGGCUACGAGCCAAGAGCAGUGAUGGUCAUGGCAUGCGGCGUGUGUAUCGCACCGGCGACUUGGUCCGUUAUGCUCCCGAUGGAUCGAUUGUGUUUAUCGGGCGACGCGAUCGCCAAGUCAAACUGAGGGGCCAGCGGGUUGAGUUGGCGGAGAUUGAACACCAUCUACAGCAGUUUCUCCCACAGAACAAUGAGGCUGUCGUUGACUUGAUCAGCCUUCAAGGGGGCACCAAUAACCCACAGCUGGCUGCCCUUGUCAAGGCGAGCGACGCUGGGGCUCGGGAAAGCUCGUGUGCUGUGGUUGUAGAUCCAGCAGCGCUCGAGACCUUCCACGACAUGCUGACUGGAAUUGACGAGCAACUGGCUUCGACGCUUCCUUCCUAUAUGGUUCCUACCUUAUACAUCCCGAUGAAAUGGUUCCCUCUCUCCGCAUCAGGGAAACUCGAUCGCCGAAAGUUGAAAGCCACAGUCGAGAAUCUCCCAGCUUCUGCUCUCCUGGGCCUAGCGCCUGGGACGAGAGACUACGAAGCACCGCAAGGAGAGCUGGAGAAUCUCCUUGGAUCAUUCUGGUCAGUCGUUCUCGAAUCGCAGAAGAAGAUCGGACGGAAUGAUCAUUUCUUCCGCCUCGGUGGUGACUCGAUUAGAGCAAUGAAAUUGUCCGCAACCGCCAGACGGCAAGGGCUACUCCUCUCGGUUGAUUCCAUCUUUAAAGCCCCCUUCCUUUCAAGCAUGGCCGUCCGAAUGGAACGUGCAGUCGAGUCUUCCAGCAACGGCGAUGACUUGGAUGAGCAGGACCCGGCCCCCUUCUCCCUCCUGGAAGCAGGUUCGAUCCGACUGAUCAUGGAAGAGCUCGCCCCGGGUUAUGGAAUCCCGGCAAACGAGGUGGAAGAUGCAAGCUUCUGCACCCCUCUUCAGGAGGGCCUCAUCUCCAUGUCCUUGAAGAAACAAGGCUCCUAUGUGGCGCGAGUGACUUUUGACCUCCCGCGCAACACUGACCUUGCUCAACUCCAGGACGCAUGGCACCAAAUGCUUCGAAACAAUCCGAUCUUGCGCAGCGUCUUUGUGAGCACCAAGUCAGAUGGGGUCCUUCAGUUAGUCACCAAGAGUCAGGCGUCGCUUGUGGAAAGAUGCCAUUGGGACGAGGUAGAGGGUCGUGCUACUCAAUUCAACUUCACGCUUGGUCGCCAAAACAACCUGAUGCUGCUCGCACCGGCCAGUGAGGGCAAGGGUCCAACCCUCACUUGGGUGCUGCAUCAUGCCGCAUAUGACGGUUGGUCUCUUCACCAGUACCUAGCCGAGGUUAGCAAUCGCUACUACGGACAUACUCUUGUCCCCGUGAGGUCCUUUGGGGCUUUUAUCAGACAUCUUCGAGCCACGGACAGUGAUGCAGCGCAGGAAUUUUGGGCACAGUAUCUCCAGGGUGCUCAGCCCUGCGAUUUCCCUCCAGCACCCAUGGCAGAAUCCGGCACUGUCAGUGCUAAGGUCCGCACGGAGAGGAAACUUGCGAUUCCACGCAGGGAGACAUCAGAUGUCACCAUCGCUUCCUUACUGCGGUCCGCCUGGGCGGUGGUCGUCGGGCGCUUUACCGGGUCGAAGGAUAUUGUCUUCGCCUCCACGAUGAGUGGUAGAAAUGUUGGACUGAAAGACAUUGAUUCCGUGCGCGGCCCGACAAUCACAACGAUACCAGUUCGAGUUCGACUCGAUCUGAGCGUUACGGUUGCAGAGUUCCUGCAGACAGUCCAAGAGGAGGCUGUGACGAUGAUGCCUUACGAGCAUUAUGGUCUUCAGAACAUUCAAAAGGUCAGUGACGAUGCACAGAAUUCCUGUGAGGCGCGAUCGCUCCUUGUCGUGCAACCUGUGGGGUAUGGGCAGGGUCACCAAACAGUAGAUCUAUUCAAUGGGUACUCGCAAGAACAGGAUGUCUAUACCUACCCUCUCACGCUAGAGUGUAUGUUUGGAGCAGACGGCACGAUCAACGUGGUUGCGACGUACGACGCUGCCUUUCUCUCAAACCGUUCCGUAUCCCACCUUCUCGAAUAUCUAGACGACACCAUCAGGCUAAUGUGCAGGUCCGUGGGUAGUCACCAUUCCUGGGACUCCCUUCUCGGGCCGCAUGAGGAUGAUCUUGCCAUCCUGAAGAGUUGGAAUAGCCAUGUCCCACCGGCAUCUCGGUUGACGGUCCAUUAUCUCUUCGAGCAAUCGGUCCUGCAAGCCCCCCGAAAGAUCGCCCUUGACACAUCCGACAACCAACUCACCUACGAGGAAGUUGACAAACUGUCGACCAGUUUUGCCGGUCGUCUCCGGCUGGAUGGAAUUGGAAGAGGGUCGCUGGUGGGUCUCUGCUUCGACAAGAGCUGGUAUGCAGUGGUGGCCAUGAUGUCUGUACUCAAAGUCGGCGGGGCUUUCUUUGCGUUGGAUCCCACCCACCCCCCAGAGCGCAUGCGGGAGAUUGUGAGUCGAAUGGACUCGGCAAUUAUUUUGAGUAACAAGAACAACAUGCACAAGGCGGAGCUUUUCCAUCAUCGUGUGAUCUGCAUCGAAGACGCCCUGUCUGAAGAGACGCAGCCGGAGCUCCUCGGAUCUCCCUGUCAAGAAGUCGUGCCUUCGGAUUUGGCUUUCGUUCUGUUCACGUCCGGCAGUACCGGAAGGCCAAAGGGCAUCGAGAUCACCCAUGGCGCGUUUUGUAGCAGCAUCUUGGCGCAUGCGCCGAGGCUGGGCCUGAGCUCUGCUUCCAGGGUGCUCCAAUUCUCGGCUUACACGUAUGAUGUCAGUAUGGCCGAAAUCUUCACGACCCUGGCGGUGGGCGGAUGCGUGUGUAUCCCUUCUGCCGAUGACCGCCUCAACAAUUUAUCUGGCUUCAUGAAUGACCACCAGGUCAACUGGUCCUUUCAGACCCCCACGAUGGCCUCCUUCCUCCAGCCGAACGCGCUCCCGACACUGAAGACCUUGGUUCUCGGGGGAGAAGGCGCCACGGAGCACAACUUGAAGACAUGGUCCAGUAGAGUCCAGCUUGUCAACAGCUACGGGCCAGCAGAAUGCUCGAUCUGGACCAAUUGUGCAGCUGGCAUUGCGGAAAACGCUGACCGACGGAAUGUGGGCCUGCCAAUAGGCUGCUCUAUCUAUGUCACUGACCCCCAAGAUCCGCACCUCCUUCUGCCGAUUGGAGCGGUGGGUGAGUUGCUUGUCGGAGGCCCAAACAUUGCCCGCGGCUACUGGAAGGAGAGCGAUAAAACUGCCAGCAGUUUCCUGUCCAACCUGCGCUGGAUGCGUCCGGUGGGAUGCACCGGCACAGUGUACAGAACGGGAGAUCUGGGACGGUAUUGCAGUGACGGGACUAUUGAGGUCCACGGACGCAAGGACCGUCAAGUCAAACUCAGAGGCCAGCGUAUCGAGCUUCCUGAAGUCGAGUACCGCCUCCGGCAGUGUCUGCCACCUGAUGUUGACGUGGCUGUUGACGUGAUUCGGUCUGAGAACGCUGGGCCUUCGGCCCAAUUGACUGCGUUCGUCGUUCUGCCGGAUCUUGGAGAGGGCCUGUCGAAGGCCCCCAGCCCUGGGAUUAUCACAAGCAAGGAAGUAAUUCGCAAGCUCAGUAGUCUCGUCGAUGAACUGGACGUGAGACUACCCGAGCUACUACCUCCUUACAUGGUGCCCUCGCUAUAUAUCCCAAUCACUGCACUACCACUGUCGGCCUCCGCCAAACUGGACAGAAAUGCGUUACAAGCUUGGGCAAAGCAGCUGUCACGGGCAGACCUCUCAAAUCUCAUGUCCUCUGACCUAGAAGGUGGACAGCCUCAAGACCAUUGGGAGCUCCAACUGCAGGAGCUAUGGGCCGACGUCCUGAGGAUUCCAGCGUCCGAUAUCCGACGAGGUGACCACUUCUUCCGUCUUGGAGGCGAUUCUAUCAAGGCAAUGCAGCUAGUUUCGGCAGGCUCUCGGCACGACUUGCAUCUCACUGUUGAACUCACUUUCAAGCACCCAGUCCUUUGCAACAUGGCAGUGCAGGCGCGCAAGCGCCAAUCGGACAAUACAAUUGAGCCGAUAUCUGCCAUGCUCGCGCCAUUUAGCCUCCUUGAUGCCACCCACGAUGUCAGUCAACUCAAAUCCGAUGUGGUCGCACAAUGCGACGUCGCUGUCGAUGCACUGGAAGAUCUGUACCCCUGUACAGCCCUACAAGAGGGGUUGCUCGCCUUGUCUGUGAGGCAACCUGGUACGUAUGUGGGCCAUUUCACGCUAUCUCUGUCGGACCAUGUGGACCUGGACAAGCUGGAGAAAGCUGACGGGCGCUUCCUGCAGGCCAUCAUCAAAGAUGAGUGUGUGGUGCGGCGCAUCGGUGUGGAGGAUGCAGGCGAACUUAUGCAGCAUUUUCGGAUCGGGCCGGGGGGCACAGCGAUGUCUCAAGUGAAUAUCUGCAAAGGCCGUGUGGUAUGGAUAGCCCACCAUGCCGUAUAUGACGGGUUGACCUUUCAGAACAUCCUGAGCGAUGUCGAGGCAACAUACAGAGGCCAGCAGAUCCCUGCGUCUAGCGUGUCAUUUAACCGGUUUGUUCAACUCUCGACCAUGGGGAACCUCAGGGAUGCUCAGAGGUUCUGGUGCGAGACGCUGGAGGGAGCCGAAAAAUGCGAGUUCCCAUCACUGCCAACCUCCGACUACCGACCACGUCCGACAGCCCUGAUGGACCGGCAACUCCGCUUCUCUCGCACCAUAUGCACGGAGGUCACCAGCUCGAACCUCUUCCGCGCUGCAUGGGCCUUGACAGUCGCGCAGUUUGUGGGCCAGGAUGAUGUUGUCUUUGGACUUACACUCAGUGGUCGGAACCUUCCCUUGCAGGGCAUUGAGUCAGUGCGAGGGCCGACUAUUGCCACGGUUCCUGCCCGCAUACGAGUGCAAGAUGACUGGACGAUCGAGAAGUUCCUCCAGCAUGUCCAGGAUUCCGCAACUGCCAUGAUUCCGUUUGAGCACAUUGGCUUACAGAAUAUCAAGUGCCUCGGCGAAAGCGCGAACUCCGUUUGUGACAUGCAAUCUCUUCUCAUCCUACAGUUCCCAGAGCUGGAUCCGCAAGGCUCGGACGAGCACGAUCAACCCAUCAUGUCACAAGUUUCGGGAACGUCCUCCGACGGCUUCUACACGAAUGCUCUCAACAUAGAAUGCGUUAUUCGCCAGUCGGGUGCAGAUGUGACUGUAUCCUAUGAUGAGAAUGUCAUUCCCAGCACCCAAUUGCAGCGUGUAUUGACAUACUUUGAGGAAGCUAUUCAACACCUGUCCACGGGUUCUCCAUUGACGCAAGUGGUCGAGCUGAAGCGUCUCAGCACGGUGGACCAAGAGCAGAUCAAGCAUUGGAACAACCACUCACUCGAGCAUGCCGAUAUUUGCAUACAUGACAUGGUUCAUGAGCAGGCUCGGCUGCAGCCUACUGCACCGGCGGUAUGUUCUUGGGACGGCGAUCUAACAUACGCCGAGCUCAUGAGCUUGUCCUUACGGUUAGCUGGGCAUCUUCGGCAAACCCAUUCCAUUGGACCGGGAGAUAUUGUCCCUGUCCGUUUUGAGAAGUGCAAGUGGACCCAGGUGGCGAUCCUGGGGAUUCUCUGUGCAGGGGCUGCCUUCGUCCCGCUGGAUCACAAAAAUGCCAAUUCCCGCAGAGAUGCGAUCAUACAAGAUGUUGCUGCCAAGGUUGUCCUUUGCUCCGACGGUCUUCAACAGGCCCUUGCCUCCUCGGGAGUCCCAUGUCUGGUCAUUAAUGAGAUGUUGCUUCAUGUCGAGAGGGGCCAGGGCGUCGAUGGGAAGCAUCUCAUGCCGCCGUCUUCCUCGAACAGCGCUGCCUAUAUCGUCUUCACCUCUGGCAGUACGGGCGUACCCAAGGGCAUCGUGGUGGAUCAUUCAGCUGUCAGUUCAAGCACUUUGGCACAUGGACGCGCCAUAAAGAUCAGUAAGGGCACCCGCGUGCUGCAAUUUGCGGCCUAUACUUUCGAUGUGAGUAUCGGAGACAUGCUUGUCACACUCGCCUUGGGUGGCUGCGUUUGUGUUCCAUCCGAAAGUGAAAGAAUCAAUAACCUGUCUGAUGCCAUUCAAAGGAUGCGUGUCAACCAUGCCUGUCUUACCAGCACUGUAGCUUUACAGCUUGAUCCCAAGGACAUUCCCGUCUUGCGACGCCUGGUUAUUGGGGGUGAACCAAUGGAUGAGAUUCUGGUAGAAAGAUGGGCAGACAAGGUCGAUCUGGUGAACAUAUACGGCCCUGCAGAGUGCACGAUUUGGUGCAUGGGCAAGGAGGUGUCGCGGGGAGACUCCGCACAGAACAUAGGCUGGGGACUCGGUGCUAUUCCCUGGGUUGUCAAUCCACACGAUCCACACAAGCUUGUGCCAAUUGGCGCACCUGGCGAGCUGGUCCUCCAGGGCCCGACAUUGGCGCGAGGCUACUUCAACGACGCACCAAAAACGAAGGCUGCUUUCUUACAAAAUCCACCAUGGUUGCCCCAGACCUUGUCCCAACAGAGCCAACGGGUCUAUUGUACUGGUGAUCUCGUCCGUUACAGUGAAGAGGGAUCCCUUUUCUUUCUGGGGCGUAAAGACCGCCAGGUGAAGCUAAGAGGCCAGCGGAUUGAGCUUUCUGAGGUAGAGGUCAGCCUCCGCCGAUUUCUGCCUCCCGACACAGAGGUAGCUGUCGAAGUUGUCACUCCGGGUGGUCCUUCGGCUGCACGAAGCCUGGGGGCGUUUAUCAGGAGUGCCUCUUCCCAGUGUGGUUCGGGGGCUCCUGGGGUGGUGACGUCGACUGUUGAAAUGCAAGCUCUCCAUCAUCUAGUUCAGGGCAUCGAACCCCGACUGUCGGAAAUACUACCGCCAUACAUGCUCCCGUCCAUAUAUAUACCGGUUUCUGCGCUUCCCCUGUCAACAUCUGCAAAGCUGGACCGCCGGGCCUUACAAAAGUGGGCCGAAACCCUACCUCUUUCAUUCUUUGGUCAUAUUUCCAACGACUCCACCGAGCAAAGUCGAUCACCCAAAGGCGAGACAGAGCUCCGUCUCAGUUCUCUCUGGAAAACUAUUCUCAAGCUCCCUAAUUCCCCCCGGCGGGAUGGCCACUUUUUCCGUCUCGGUGGGGAUUCUAUUCGCGCAAUGCAGCUGGUCAGUAACGCACGGCGCCAGGGUAUCUUCCUGAGCGUCGACAAGAUUUUUAGGAACCCGAUUUUGCUUCAGAUGGCUGCGGCUGCGGACCAGGACGCUAGCCCACGCGACGAAGCAGUCAGCACCGUACCCGUCUCCGUCGUGCCCUUUGAGCUUUUGGGUGUUUCGCACCAGGAGAUGGAGAUGCUGCAACAAGAAGCAAUCUCCCAGUGUCAUAUCACAUCGGACAACAUCGAAGACAUGUAUCCUUGCACCCCGUUACAAGAGGGUCUUGUAGCAUUGUCGUUCAAGGAGCCCGGGGCAUACACUGCUCGUCUUUCAUUCCCACUGUCUGCCGAGUUGGACACCAGCAGACUCAGGCGUGCUUGGGAGAGUGUCGUGCAGAAAACCCCGGCUCUGCGGACUGUGCUUUUCCACUCUAAGGCCCGGGGGUUGAUUCAGAUUGUUCUGAAGAAUUCCUUUGCCUGGUCCGAGGAUGUUCCCGAAACUGGCGCAGUGAAUAUCGCUGAGCAGUUUGCCAACCAAGCCCUGACAUCGCCACUCUGCCUAUUCACUAUGACCGGCACGGUGUUAACAUGGACCGUACACCAUGCUCUCUAUGACGCCUUUUCGUUGAAUCUAAUCUUCCGCCUGCUGGACUGGGAGUACAGUCAACCAGACUUGAGUCCUCCACCCUUUGUGACAUGCGAAUAUCGGAGAUAUAUUGCAGUGGCUUGUCAACGCGAUAACUCACAGAGUAAUGAUUUUUGGAAAGCGUAUCUCCUGGGGGCCCCUGAUCCAGCCUUUCCUCACUCCCCCAGUUCAGCAUACCGACCUAAAACACGAAAGACCAUUGCAAUCGAGAUGGCGACUGAUCUGGGAUUGACGAUCACUACGGCCGCCAACGUUCUGAGAGCAGCGUGGGCACUGACAGUGGGUGCAUACGCCAACCUUGACCAGGUGGUCUUCGGAACCACACUCCAUGGUCGCGAUCCAACCUCUCCCUACCUCGCUCAGGCUGUGGGACCCACGAUCGUCACGGUGCCGGUCCGGAUAGCCCUAGGGGAACAGCAGACCCUCGGCGAACUUCUGCAAGUGAUUCACGACGACUCCUCCAGCGUUGCCGCUCACGGUCACCUUGGUCUACAGCAAAUCAGCACCCUGAGCGAGGACGCGCGCCGUGCAUGCGACUUUCAACACAUGUUCCUCGUCAACGACGCUUCCACGGAGCAGAGCAUCUCGAAGGUACUCGGAACCCCUCUGGUGUCGGACAAUAACGAGAACUUUCAAAUGUACGCCCUCGAAGUCGAAUGUCAGGUGCAGGCCUCCAGCGUUCAAGCCAGGAUGUUCUAUGACAGCGAGGUUGUCAACGACAUGAGGGCCCAAUGGAUGCUGGACCACUUCAGUGCUGUUCAUCGCGCGAUCUGCUCGGCCCCUGCUUCGACCAAGAUCUCAACGUUCCAUCAUGCAACAGCCAGCGAGCAUCGGGACCUUCUCAUCGCGAACGAACACCUUCCUGACGAGGUGCCACGAACCCUUCAUGGGAUGUUUACUGACCAGGCUGAUACGCAUGCUACCAGAACCGCCGUGCGUGCCUGGGAUGGUACCUUCGAAUACAGAGACGUUGAUCGUCUCUCUGACCAACUAGCCCGGCUAUUGUUGGAAAGGGGAGUCGGUCUCGGUUCCCAUGUAGUAAUGUGCUUUGAGAAGUCCAAGUGGGCUUGUGUUGCCAUGCUUGCAGUCUUAAAGGCAGGCGGAGUGUGCGUUCCACUCAACGACCAAUACCCUGUGGAAAGAGCGCACUAUGUCGUCGACCACGUGAAGGCUGUUGUCUGCCUCUCCAGCCCCCAGUGCGCAGAUAUCUUUGAUGGCUGCCCCGUCAAUGUGGUUCUCGUGAACCACGCCACGAUCGAUGGUCAGGCUGUCCAGUCCCAGCCCCGGAAGCAGCCCACCGUAGCCCCCGGUGAUGCCGCUUUUGUCAUGUUCACCUCUGGAACAACGGGAUAUCCCAAAGGUGUCAUCCAGACUCAUGCGAACCUGGUGACUAGCACCUUGGCUAUUGGAACUCGUAUGGGAUACAGCGCCGCUUCUCGCAUCCUGCAAUUCGCUUCCUACACCUUUGAUGUUAGCCUCGGGGACAUUUUCGGUGCUUUCUUCUUCGGAGCGUGUGUGUGCAUUCCCUCCGAGCAACAGAGGCUGGACUCUCUAGAUGACUCCAUCCGAGAAAUGGGGGUUGAUCAGGCGUGCCUGACACCCGCGGUGGCGCGGACGUUGGCUGGAAAGCCCCUGCCGACGCUGGCCACCCUGAGCCUUGGUGGUGAGUCUCUUCGGCUGACCGACAUUCGCCAGUGGGCCGGAAAGGUUCGACUGCUCAACAUCUACGGUGUGACGGAAUGCACCAUUUGGUGCGCGAUCAGCGACCCCAUUGACCCACGUUCCAGAUCGCCCAGAAACUUUGGUUAUGGAAUGGGCUCGCGGCUGUGGAUCGUUGAUCCUAGAGAUACGGAUUGUCUCAUGCCACCCGGGGCGAUCGGAGAGCUGUUGAUUGAGGGCCCCAUUGUUGCCAAGGGAUAUCUGCACGACGAAGCGAGGACGAAAACCAGCUUCAUCAGCAAUCCCACAUGGCACCCCGCCGUGCAGCGCGGUGACACGGUCAGACUCUACCGGACUGGGGAUUUGGUCAGACAUGCCAAUGCCAGCUCGUACGAAUACCUCUGCCGCAAGGACACGCAGAUCAAAAUCAAUGGACAGCGGGUGGAACUCGGCGAGAUUGAGAAUCAAAUCCAGCUGGCGAUUCCAUCGCAUCUGCUAGCAGUGGUUGAUCAGCUGCCGGUCUUUGAUACCAGUCUUCUGGUCGCAUUUAUUGCGCCGCGCGAUCCAGCGACGGCGGCACCCCUGCUUGAAGCCGAACAGCCAUCAUUUGUGGCCAAGGUCAUGUCCAGUCUUUCGGGCGUCCUGCCCUCACACAUGCUACCAGCCAGGUACAUUUUCCUUGGAAGCAUACCACUUUCCCCCGCGGGCAAAGUCAAUCGCCGAGCCUUACGAGACCAAGGGGAGACGUCCAUCGCUGCUACGGAUUCCGAUGGAGAGGGAGGCCCAAAGCACUUGUCUGACCAAGAGCACCAGCUUGGUGAGCUUUGGAAAUCAUGCAUCCACCUGGCGGGAUGUCAACUGGGGCCGGAAGACCACUUCUUUGCGGUUGGCGGUAAUUCAUUGUCUGCGAUGCGCCUGGUCUCGCGGGCAAGAGAGGCCGGUCUCAGCCUCUCCGUGCAGACAAUCUUUGCGCAUCCCACCCUCGCCGACAUGGCCGUCCAAGCCGCCGUCACCAGCCGGGAUGAGCUGCAAUCCGAGUCCUCUUACCGUCCAUUCGACCUUGUCUCAGACCUGGGUAUGGCUUCGGUCAGGGAGGCCGUUAGAUCCGCGCCCGGCCUCUCGAGUCGAGACAUCCUCGACAUUCUACCCACUUCUACCCUUCAGCAUGAUUACAUGGUAGCGGCCGAGUCUAGUCCGGGAUGGUUCUGCACGCAGUUUGUCGUUAAGCUUCGGCCAUCCGUUCAGCUGGAACAAUUGCUGCGCGCAUGGGAAACGUUGUUUAUAUCCCAUGAGAUAUUUCGCACCAGAAUCGUCAAGUACGGCGCACGCUAUUUGCAGAUUGUCCACCGCGCAAAAUUCACAGCAGCGUUGUGCCAGGACCUGGAGACAUAUCUCGAGUCCGACAAGCAAUGGCCCUUUGUCGCCGGCGGCGAGAUGCAACGGAUGGCCAUUAUCCAGGACCAGGCCGGGGCCCCAACCCACCUGGUCUGGUCCGCUCAUCACGCCAUCUAUGACGGCUGGUCUGUCCGCUUGAUUCUCGGGCAACUCGCCCAGGGUUACGGGGCGCUGUCCGAGAACAGCACCAGCACCAUCGAGCCUCUUGGGAAGUACAUCAAGCCUCUCUCACGGAUCAGUCAGGCACCAGCCCGUGACUUCUGGGCAUCCCAGCUCUCUGGUAUACGCUGCCAGCCACCGAAACAUCGUCCCUCCGAGAAGCAACCGUGUGCGAGUGCGUUCUUCGAGCACCAGAUGGUCACACCCACUCUUCCGAAGGACCGCGGCAUCACCCUGCCAACGAUUAUAUACGCCGCGAUGGGCUUGCUCGUGGCCCAGCGGUCCGGGGGUCCCGACGCUGUGCUCAGUCUGACUCUGACGGGACGAAACGAGGCGAUCGCCGGGAUUGAGGAUGUCAUUGCGCCCAUGAUCACCAUGGUUCCUUUGCGAAUCCACGCCGACCUCGCCACCACGCUGGAGGCACUUCUCCGCGACGUGCAAACCCGACUCCAGGACAUGAUUCCCUGGGAGCAUACCGGCUGGAGCAAAAUCGCGCGCAUGGGUCCGGACGGAAGUGCAGCCUGCGCCAAUGCGUUCCCGCUGGUGGUCCAAGCCUUCCAGGAUGAUGCGGCCUAUGAAUCGUCUCCCGUCGUCGAGCAUAUGCGUGCAAUUCCCAUGGGCGCUCCCCCGCUGCCGAUUCUGAGCGAAUGCAGCCUCCAGAAAUCCACCAUGACCCUCUCCUUCCGCUACGACCCGGAGCUGUUUGACCAACGCGUCAUCGGGGACAUGUGUGCUGAUUUUGAAUCCUUGGUGACUGGUCUUAAUGUGGAGGAAUGUUUAUUUCCCUUUGUUUAA